AUGGAGGAACGGGAACUAUUAAUGUUGGAAGAAGACUAUGAUGUAGUGGGGAUAAGUGAGACAUGGUUGAAUGUGAGCUGUGACUGGGCGGCUAAUAUAAAGGAUUACAGUCUGAUCAGAACGGAUCGUACAAAUAGGAAACAGCAGCUUAACCUUGGGAAGAACUACUCAAGACACUUACUUGAAGCCAACCAGUGUGAACAUUGUUCUUCAGGGAAGAAAGAGAGAACAAAGGGAUCAGCAAUAGACUCCAAGACAACGGUUAACCCGUCAACUGCCUUCACUGCUUGUUAUGUAUCCCAAUUUAACAUGCAGAAUGCCCUGUGGAACCUGAAGGCAAUAGCGUCCCGUCCCUCAGUGACUGCUCUGGCUCUUCUGGAUAAAGUGCAUUAUUCCUAUGCCAAAAUAAUUCUUACAAAGAAGAAGGGAAGAAUAGCAGAAUUCUUCAAUCCCAUAGAGGGGAUCAGCGUUGACCCCUUUAUUUUAGAGAGGGUAGAAGAUGAGAACGAGACCCUGACUUACAGAAAAGUUGAUAAGGAAGCUCCUGGGUUGUUUACAUUUCUUUUAGAUCAUCCUGCUGUGUUAAUCGUCAACCGUGAAUCAAAUGAGAAUGUUCAAACGUCCGCCCUAUACGUAGAAGCAGCUUCAAAUCCAAAUACACAGCUGGAAAAAUUUAAGGAAUGGACCAAAUGUAAGGGAUUGACAAUUUUCAAGGAGUUUAACAACACUGUGGACUAUGCAAAGACAUGUCAUGGACUUCUUGACGUAAAGACGCCUCUGAAUCUGGAGAAAAAUGAGGAUACAUUUACUUCUUGGCAUCUUGUGGCAAAGUCAACCGCUUCUAUGGACCAACAUUAUAAUGUGAGAUCCCUCUAUACCGCCCGGCUGGAGAUCUGUGGGAAAGAACAAACUUUAAAAGAGAUCAUCUCAGCGCCAAUUGAUAACGUCAUCUUAGAGCUGAAAUUUGAAAAGCCAAGUGAAGAUGGCAAUGCAGCUUUGCUCUUCAAGACUGAGGACGGUUUUCUGCUGUUGGGGGUACAAACAAAAACAAGAAGAACCUUAUAUCUUGCAUCCAAAACACCAACCAUAAAACAAUCCAUCAUCGACAAAUUCCAGGCCCAGGCUAUGUGCUUUGAGACCGAGUAUAAUUACAUUAUACCAGGGAGCAUCAAGGAAAAUGAUGGAGAAGAAGUUUGUGCUCGUCAUCUGAAGGACAGGGUGCCCACUACUUUACCAGAAUCUUUAGAUAAAUGGAUCCUGAUGGCCUCAGCCUUUAAAAACUUGGGAACGUUUCUUAUUGAACAACCAUUAUAUAAGGAAACAGAAUAUACUCUUGUAAAUGGCACAGUGCACCAGGCCAUCACUUUAAAAAUUGAGACUGACCCUGAUGAAUCACAACCAGAUUUGGAUAGGGGAUAUACUGAGAGGAUGCAGGGAAUUGAUAUAGAAGUACAUGAGACUUCUGACGUUAUUAAAUAUUCAGAUUCACGACCGAGUGAAACAUCCAUUCACAGAGUGGGCCCCAGCUGCAACAUUUUCUCAUCUCAAGAAAAAUGUCUUCUUACUUGUCGCAAAAACCAUGUUCCUCCUGUCAGUGAUAUUAUUCAGUUUGUAAAGUACGUGACUUGCCAAAACUUGAACAAGAUUUUGAUCCACCAGCCUUUAUCAUCGUCGUGCUCAGAGGUGCCCACUGAGGUUCCUACCCUAGAUGUGGAGAAGAUUGCCGGUAGAUGGAAGCUCGCUGCUGUUUCCUCCAAUCUUAAAGACGGUGAUGUGAAGUUUCCAAGUGUAUUCAAUUUUAUUGUGAAGGAUGGGGAGGUGACAAUCACAGAUGGUACCUGGACGGGUGCAGCCAAGAGGAUAGGAAAAAAUCGCCUUCAAUAUGACGCAGAUGAUGGUCAUGUAAUGGAGAUGAGAUUUUACGAACCUCUGGAAGACCACCUGCUGAUCUGGUUUGCAAACGAAGAAAAUAAAUUCUUGGUCCUCUUCUCUAAUGCCGGCCAUGCCAGACCAGUAGAGAUCAUAAGGUUUAAACACUUUGCAGCCUGUUUGUCAACCCAUGUGGUAUUUCUGAGGGAUUAGAGGGGCUUUCUGAAGACAAGAUCAACCAAAAUACAACUAUUAACUACCCGAGACCACCGAAGAUUCUGAAAUAACUGUGAGAAAAGAUUUACUUGUGCCUUCUUGCUUUUUGGUUUUAGAUAAAACAUCUUCAAGCUGGAAGAGGUUUUCUGGCUUCCGGCAUUGAUUCCAAGGAUCUUAGUGAUUAUAGUAAAAUAAAGACAAUUUCUGUGCAUCCACACUAGACUACCUAUGUAGCGGAGCAUGAACAAAUUAAUAAAAAUAAUUCCAUACAUUAGAGAACAUAAAGCUAUUACUAUAUAUCAUCCACAGUAUGUAUAAAAGUACUAAUUUUACCUACAACAAAUGAAUACAAUAGCUUUUUCUGUAAUGAUAUAUGUUACAUUGCCCCCUGCUGUUUCUUGUUCUGCUGACUUCUGUGUCCACCAACUGUAGCUUCCAGUUGUGUACACACAAGUUCCAUUGCUGGCUUUCCCACAGCGCAUUGAAACUUGUGUAGUAAUUUGUACAUUAUAUAUCUCCUUAAUUAAUUUCCAUAAAUCUGUUUACAUGUAUUGGCUUAUAGAAGAGCAUAUAGGAGCGUAUAUGAAAUACAAAUAAUAAAUAAAA
Messenger RNA from Hyla sarda, 2691 nucleotides. RefSeq lists its product as uncharacterized. The coding region runs from base 1 to 2082 and encodes 693 amino acids. The record is from RefSeq and is a predicted model, not a curated record. The transcript is spliced from 24 exons. Lineage: Eukaryota; Metazoa; Chordata; Amphibia; Anura; Hylidae.